AUUUUUAUUCACAUCUAUGACCUAGAUACUAAUACAGAAUUGUUAUGAAUCUCUCUGGGAGGUUUUUUGUAAAGUCUAAUUAUAUACGGGCUGCUAAAGAUGAAUGGAUUCUGUGUGAUGUAAGACUUUUAACUGAUGAUACCGACACAUUUUUGUGCAUUAAAUCACUACCUUCUUCGAUUUUAUUGAGUGAACAUAACAACUGCACAGAGAACAACGUUGAUAAACUCCCUGAAAAAAGUCCGUAUCGGCCAGAAAAUUUUGCUACGAGACCAUUCACUGCACUAUGUAAUCUCAGUGAAUAUAAAUCAUGUUCAAUGAGAACAGAGGCCGUUAACUCGAGUGCCUCGUUUGCACUUAAACUUGUGCCUUCGAGUGUUUUCGGAAAUAAAAAACUUCUCAUUGCUACAGAAGAUGAGAACGAGAUCACCACUUGGUUGGCCAUUUGUAAGACAUGUAUAGGGAAGAAGUCGAGAAAUAGCUCUUCAAAUAACAGAGACCUGGCAUGUAAUUUGGGGACGCUUAGCAAAUCUGGCAGCUUUAUGUCACUUAAACCAAACUCACAGGCUUGUGAAAGUGAAUUUGACGAUGGACUAAUGGACAAUGAAGUUUAUGAGGCAUACUCUUCAGAGGAUAAAAUUCCUGCACUUCUUGAAGAAGCUGGUGAUUGGAUGAAAUUACAUUUAUGUCAACCAGAUUGUUAUUUACGUUUAACAACAGAUCGUUUAGAAGUUUUGGAUUUUUACAGUCAUAAACCUGUACACUGGUUUCCCUACCUACUGAUACGUAGAUUUGGUGCAUCCAAUGGUGUAUUACGUGUUGAUGCUGGUCGAAGAUGUUCCACUGGUGAUGGCAAAUUCUUCUUUAGAUGUAGUCCACCAAAUGGUCAACCAGUUGAUGUUUUAGUUACACAAAUACGACAAUUAGCAUUGGAAGCGAAACAACGUACUAAACGUAGUCAAUUAACAUUGAGUAAUUUAGAGUUACAUGCCAAUAACAAUACUACUACUAAUAAUAAUGAUAGUGGCACUCUUCCUAAUAAUAUUAAUCAUCAUACCAAAGUAGGCGAAUCAUUAGUUAAUACAAAUGAUAAUUUGGAUAAUGAUCAAUUAGAUAGUAGUAUUCAUGGAACAUUACCACGUGCAAGAUCUAAGCGUACAAAAUUACCAAGUGAAUCUGCGAUGCUACGAUCUAGUUCAAAUUCUAUUAAUGGUGGUAAUAGAAGCAAUAAUAAUAAUGGAAGCAGUGGUCUAUCAGAGUCUUUUCCUCCGAAAGCCACUCCGGAAUCAUCGGAUGAUGUCGAUUCACAGGUAAUUCCAUCAAAUACCAAUGAUAAAAAUGAAGUAUUUAAAGCGACUUUGUGUAAAGCAGCAGUACCUAAGAAUGAUCAAGAAUCAGUGAAUAUAUCAUCAAAUCUUUAUGAUAAUCUACCACGUCCACCACGUCGUGGUUCACGUUUAGCAGGAGCAAUUAAUGUACUUCCAUUACCGGCACGUAGUCACAAACAAAAAGAUUUACACAAUUCUGCAAACAUUGAGACACCAAUUAGCACUAAUGAUACACAGUUUUCUACAGAUACUCUUGAUAAUUUAGUAAAACUUAAUUCUAAGCAUAUAAGAGCACAGUCUUCAUUAGGAUCGUUAACAUUAUCGUCAUCAUCACCAACAUCAACGAUAACUACAACAUCACCAGCAGUUACUCCAUAUACAACACCAAAUGAAUCAUCUUCAAUGGUAACUCCAUCAACUAUUUCUUCACCUUCUUCAUCAGUAUCAUCAUCACCAUCGGUAUCUCUAGCCUUUAUGAGUAAAAAAGCGGUGACUCCUACUUGUCUAUCACAAUCCUCGUUAGCACCAUCCAGUCGUCUUCAUUUGUACAGUAGAAGUAAUGAAACUAAUAAUACAGUAACAUCGUCUUCGUUAUCAUCGAUAAACUUUAUAGACAGUUCAGAAAUAAAGACAACUGAUGCAUUUUCUUCCAUUCCAACAUCUUCUACGAUAAAGACAACAAUGACCGCAACGACGCCGAUUUCGACGACUCAGACACUAACAUCAUCCUCACCAUCAUCCAAUUCAGUUGUUAAAUCUUUAAUACAAUCGUAUACUUCUAUAUCGUCAAAUAAUUCAAACUACUAUGCUAACAAUCACUCUGUUGAUGAUAAUCUGACAAAUAAAUCAAAGCCUUCUUCAUUGUUUGUCCCAGUUACCACCAUCACCACCACCACAACAACAAUAUCAUCAUCAUUAAAAUCUCCAGCUUCAAUUUCGUUUUCCUCAGCAGUUAAAGCUACACCAACUAAUGGUUACAAUAAUGAUGGUGAAUCAAGAACAGGCAAUCAUAAUUCAACAAAUAAACUGUUAAAUUUAAGUGGAAAAAUGCGGGUACCCUCAUCGAUGAAUUCACAGUCAGGUAGGUAUGCGCGUGAUGUAUUUAUGUGGGUGACCUAGAAAUAUAUAUAUUGUUAUCUCGUUUUUUCUCUCAUGAUUCUCAAAACACUUAAGAUACCGGUUCUUUCUUUUUCAUAAUGAUUUUGCAUAGUUUAUCCUUUAUUAGUAUGAGAAGGGUGUGCAUGUUUAUUACAGAAACGUUUAACACCUCAAUAAUUAUUUUAAUCAAUAUUGACUUUUUUUCUCAAUUUGUUUGUAAUUAAUUCACUUAUUAUCGAAUUUUCUUCUGGUUUAGACCGGAGUCAUUAAGUAGGAUUGAAUUGUUUGCCAACAGUUAGAUCAAAUUUUAGACGUAUGUGUAAGGGUUUGAGUUUGUCUGUAGUUGAUAUUAAAGAUUAGAACUAACCAGCCUUUAUUGUCAGAUGUACACCCUCUGAGCAUGAACUAUCUGAAUAUUUCUUUUAAAUACAGAUUUCAUCAAGGUUGAAUUUUGACUAUCGUUUUAAUCCAGGACAUGCGUUUCGUUCCAUUUGGGACUCGUCACUUAUAUAUACCUGGAUCUUAGUAUUGAUGUUCAUAAUGAGAAUCUAACCGGCAGUAUUGAGUUAAUCCGUUCAGGGUGCAUAUAUGGCAACAGAGGCUAACAAAUGCAGUAUUUUAUAUUAACAACGAUAGAACUCAAACCUUUACAUCUAUAUACAUCAAUAACUUCAUACUCGUUCAAUAAGUUUAUGGCUAUUCGAGCUCAUUGGCUCCAUGGAUAAGAUAAUGCGUUAGAGGUUUUGAUCAAAAGAUAUUUGGUUCGUGUCUCAAUAUGAACAUCAACAUCGGAGUACAGGUACACUCAAUUGACAAGUCUCAAGCAUGAUAAAACUCAUGUCCUCUAUUCUACUGUUAGUUGCAUACCAAAUAUACUAAAACAUUUGUGACAUAACUUCGUAUCGACGCUAUCAGUUCAGGAUGCCCAUAUGGAAAUGGAGACUGAUCAACUGAGGUUUCAAAAAUCAACAGUGAAAGAUUACAAACUUUUAACAUAAUGAUCAACAUGACUCAAUUUAAGAAUGAAUAACCUCUCUGAGCUUCACUAUAUCGAAGCUUUCAUAGCUUCCUCACGUGAAUCAUACACUCCAUUGAAAGUAAACAUACGUUAUGUAUCAUAGAUCUUAAAAAAACUUAGUGUUCCCCCCUAAUAUAGACACUAAAUGUCUAACCUUCACAAUUGGACCGUUGAUAAAUCAACAAAUUUAAACAAAACAUCUGUAGAAGUAUUUCUCUAUUCACCUAAAUUUCGUGCUGAUAGAUGUCAUUCAGAAGAACGAUGAAAGUUUGACGGCCAAACUAUCCAGAUCAGAGAGUAAACCUCUACCAACAUUUAUUUAUUUCAUUAUCAAAAUAUCAUAACUGUAUUCAAUCGUUACUUAAUCAAUUUUUCUUUAUCAGAAGGAGUUUUGUGGAGAUUGUAGUAAUUUCAAUAGUUGAAAUCAUGAGUCAAUUGAAACUAGACCACCAUGGAAAACCUUGAAGCACUGGACGGUCGUUUCGUCCUACUGUGGGACUCCUUAGCGGUGCACAUUCAUGAUCCUACCUCGCAAGAUUCGAAUCUUAUCGAUUCGAAACCUAUCGAUCUUGCAAGCGAACGCCUAACCUCUGGAUCACUGAACUGGCAUGUAAAGGUGUUAAUGUCUAACUUCAAGUAAUCCACGAAAUCGAAACGUUCAUUUAGUGCUUUCAGGUUUUUCAUGAUGUUCUAGCUUCAAUGAACUCAUGAUCUCAACCAUUAAAAAAUAUUUUUCACCUCAAGUUUUAUCCCCCUUCUUCUGUACUUUUAUAUUGGAUUUUAUGACAAUCGAUUUAUUUCUCUCUAAUUUAUUUCACUAACUGAUUAAAAAAUAUAGUGAAACAAUGAAGAAAUUAUGAAAAGAAGUUAUCUUUUUCACUUUCUAGUUACGCCUAUCUCUGUUUGUUUUUUUGUUUAUUCAGUUUAUAGUUAAUGCUUACUUUAAGCGUUACAUACGAAUAGAGAUAAUCAUUUUCAGUGUUUAUAUUCAAUGAAUUGAUGAUUAACUAAUUUGCCUCAAAACUAUAUACAUAGAGAAUAUAAACAUUGAAAUAUUUCAAUUUAAGGACAGUUCUGUUGAGAGAGAAGUUCAAGAGACCUCCACCUCUUUC
Messenger RNA from Schistosoma curassoni, 4556 nucleotides. Lineage: Eukaryota; Metazoa; Platyhelminthes; Trematoda; Strigeidida; Schistosomatidae. The record is from the annotation of a GenBank genome assembly.